Leptinotarsa decemlineata (Colorado potato beetle) is the source of this 1747-nucleotide messenger RNA. Its product is annotated as cytochrome P450 4C1. The record is from RefSeq and is a predicted model, not a curated record. Gene Ontology annotation, molecular function: monooxygenase activity; heme binding; iron ion binding. NCBI's taxonomy places the organism in Eukaryota, Metazoa, Arthropoda, Insecta, Coleoptera, Chrysomelidae.
ACUGCUUUAGUGUGGUAUGCUCAGUUCUUAUGGAAGAGAAGGAAUCUUUAUAUUCAUUCCUGGAAGGUAGACGGUCCAUUUUCACUUCCGUUUAUUGGUUGUGGAUAUCUAAUAUUGGGGAAAACGGAGAGUGUGAUUAGUAUCAUUUUGAAGUUACAAAAUAAAAUACCAUCGAAAUUAUUGAGGAUGUGGUUGGGUCCCAGACUAAUAUAUUUUGUAGUAGAUCCUGAACACAUAGAGAAAGUGCUGAAUCAUCCAAAAGCUCUGGAUAAGGAGCCCGUUUACAAAUAUGUAGCUAAUGUAAUUGGAUUGGGUUUGCUGACAGCUCCAGUCAAGAAAUGGAAGUACCACAGAAAACUCCUAGCUCCUUCUUUCAAUCAGAAAAUACUGGACACUUUUGUAGAAGUUUUCGCAGAACAGAGUAUUACAUUUGCGGACCAACUGAAGACCGUGAUUGGACAAAAAAAAUUCGACCUAUACCUCUUGGCAUCAAGAUGUACUUUGGACAUAAUUUGUCAAACGGCAAUGGGGGUGAACAUGAAUAUUCAAAAGGAAAAAGGAACUUAUGGUGUGAUUUUAGACAGGGCUAUGGAGAUUUUGACUUACAGGAUUUUCAGAGUAUGGUACCAUGUGGAUCUAUUAUGGAAUUUUUCUCCUUCUGGAAAGAUACUCGAUAGAUGUAUGCAAGUUAUUCAAGAUAUAACUGGCUCUGUUGUUUCGAAAAAGAUAGCUAAAUACAAGAAGGAUGUGGAAUUCAAGCAAUCUUGUACAGAUGCUGAGAUUGAAGAAGAACCUGUAUACAAACGAUUGGCCUUUUUGGACUUGAUUCUGAAGAAUUCGGUUUUCACAGAACUGGAAUUGAGAGAAGAAGUCGAUAUAAUGUUGGCAGCAGGCACCGAAACAACUGCAUCUUCAAUCUGCUGUUUGUUCACAAUGUUGGGAAUGUAUCCUGAUAUCCAGGAAUUUUGCAAGAAAAAUGUUGCAAGUGAUGUCCCCUAUACAGGAUAUACUACCAAUCAACCAAUAGCAGCUAUCUUUGCUCGAUCGAUUGAGGAAGAUAUAGAUAUUGGGGAUGCAAUCUUACCAGCAGGAAGUUCUGUUGCCUUUAACACCGUCCACAUUCAUCGCAAUCCUGAAUACUGGGUGGAUCCACUAAAAUUUGACCCGGAUAGAUUUUUACCAGAAGAAGUUGCCAAACGACAUCCAUGCACAUAUAUUCCAUUUUCGUACGGACCUAGGAACUGCAUAGGUUGGAAAUAUGCCAUUGCCAACAUCAAAACGAUAAUUUCAACUGUCAUCAGACGGUACAGGAUUUUCACUGAAUACAAAUCCAUAGAGGAGAUAGACUUGAAAAUAAACCUACUGCUGAGGAUGAAGGAUGGACCAAAAGUGUGGUUAGAAUAUAGAGGACAAGAGCACUGAAAAUGAUUUUCGUGGGACUGGAAAAUAUAAUACCAACAGGUUGUAACACUUUUAGUCACCAUCUACUUUUGCAGCUUCAGGAAGAUAUUGGUAUCACAGGAAUCUGCUUGCAGCUCUUCAAAAAAGUUAUUUUAACAAUAGAACUCAGUCUGUUAAUGUUGAUAGUGUACUCAGUGACGUGAAGCUGAUUGAUUAUGGAGUACCACAAGGUACAGUUCUAGGGCCUAUGGUUGUUUGAAGGUGAUUCGUUAUUAUAAACUUAUUAUGGAUGUCUGAAUUGUAACCAAUACAUAAAUGAAUUUACAAAAUAUAUUGAAUAACAAGA